AUGCUGAUUCUAUUGGAUAAUGCUAAUGAAUUACAUAACCUAAAUAUACUAAAUAGAAUAAAAUUUUAUUCACCUAAAAAGAAAUUAUUGCUUUUUUUUCAUUAGAAAAAUGGAAUAUUUUAUAUCUUUGAGAAGAAGGAAAAUAUCAAGAUUUUUGUGUUCUUGCAUAUAUUCUCUUUGAUUUAUUUGAAGAUUGAACAUGCCCAACUACAAAAUUAAUAUUAAUUGAGGUAUUUUAAACUUAAAAAUAGUUCGAAAGUUUAACAAACUGAGGACCUUCUAUUUAAUCAAAGACCAGUUGAUGGUAUCCUCUGGGAUGCUCUGAAAAAUGUUUUAUGUAUCAUAAGUAAUUAAUUAAAAAAAUGUCAUAUCCAAAAUGUUUCUGUAUGAAAUAAGUAUUUAAUAAUAUUAGGUUAAUAGUAGUAGAAUGAGAAUGUUGUCUAAUCUGUAUUACACAAGGAAUAACAAGAUUAUUUAGAAGGUAGAGAGACCAAAUUAUUUAAGAGGAUUUUUACGAUUGGAGUUAACCCCAUACUCCAUAAGAUAGCCCUCAUGACAUCGACCUAAAUUAUGAUGAAACCAGAGACCUUGAUAGUUCUGUAUAGAAAUCUGUACAGAAAAUGUAUUUAUUUUAUCAUUUUUAGCUAAUAUAAGAGAAUUCAAAAGCAUCAGCAUCGCAACAACAGAAUUAGAGGAGCGUUAUGAAACUCUAUUUUCAUAUAAGCAUAAAAUAUCAUCUCUUAUUUCGAUUAUAUGCUCAAGAGUUUUUAGAGACAUAAGGCUAUCUAUAUAUUUUACAAUAGCUUAGAAGAAAGUAGUUGGAUUUAUAAUUCAACACUUACCUGAUCGGUACCAUCAUUAUAUUUGGAUUAUAUUAGAUCUACAAUGUCCAAUAUUUAAAUAAAAUUCAAGAUAAUAUAGUUAUAGUCAUAAUUUAAAUAAAAUUAGAAUAUAUCAUACCUAUAUAAUAAUGUAAUUUGGAUGA
Messenger RNA from Paramecium octaurelia, 985 nucleotides. The record is from the annotation of a GenBank genome assembly. NCBI's taxonomy places the organism in Eukaryota, Ciliophora, Oligohymenophorea, Peniculida, Parameciidae.